AUGAUUAUCCGAGUUGACAAAUGCAGUACCUUUGGCAUUAAAAAAGCGAUCACAAAAUCAGUUCAGUACUUGCCAAAACUCCUCAUCAGCAAUCAACUAAUACCAAAAAUCACCAUUGGAGAAUCAUUUCAAUAUUUAGGACGUUACUUUGAUUUCCACAUGUCGAAUGAUAAUCACAAAACUGAACUAACCACCCUACUUAACGAACUAAUGUCUGAUAUUGACUCAAAGCCACUACACCCCAAAAAUAAACUGCUCCUCUACAGUCGCUACGUCUUGUCCAAGUUAGCCUGGCACUUCACCGUCGCAACACUCUCUAAAACAUGGGUUACUGAAAAUAUCGACUCUAUUGCCAACAAAUAUAUCCGCAGAUUGCUUGAAGUACCAAUAUCAGGAACACUAAGUACUGUCUUUCUAACAAAUAACAAAUUUGGCCUGAGUAUUUAUCCUCCAUCUGUAAAAUUUAUCCAGUGUCAAACAGUCCUCCGAAAAGCUUUAAAAUCUUCUCCUAAUGAAUCAACUAACGACCUGUGGAGAGCAACCAGUAACCAUACUAAUAUCCAAUAUGACGCUUAUAACUCUUCUAAGGAAGUUCUCAAAGAUUUCCGUUCUGGACACGAAAACAAACUCCUAAACCAAUUAACCAGUCAAGGAUCCUUUUUCUGUAGCGUCACGAAGUUCGCUUUACCUCAACUUAACAAGGUUUGGUCCAUCGCCCAAUCAAAGCUCCCGAAAAACAUUUACAACUUUACCAUUCGUUACAUUAACAACUCUCUUCCGACGCGCAAAAACCUAAACAGAUGGGCAAUAUCUUCAAAUUCAGACUGUUCUUUUUGUCUUAGUCCUGAAACAUUACUACACAUAGUAGCUGGAUGUCAGUUUUAUCUCGACCGAUUUACGUGGAGACACAAUUCAGUCCUGAACUUUCUUGCUCAUCAGUUACAAACUGUUGACGGUUCUACUCUCUACGCUGAUCUAAAUGGAUUCAAAAGCCAUUCAAUACUUACUGGUGAUACGUAUCGCCCAGAUUUGUUAUUAUCGUGCUCAAAUGGUUCCUUAUAUGUGGUUGAACUCACCACUGGUUAUGAGACAAACCUCAAAAACAAUGUAAAACGGAAGAAGGAUAAAUAUAGAGAACUAUUGAGACAGCUAG
This is a messenger RNA of Paramuricea clavata, 1153 nucleotides long. The record is from the annotation of a GenBank genome assembly. Lineage: Eukaryota; Metazoa; Cnidaria; Anthozoa; Malacalcyonacea; Plexauridae.